Molecule: messenger RNA, 2829 nt
Organism: Saccoglossus kowalevskii
Lineage: Eukaryota; Metazoa; Hemichordata; Enteropneusta; Harrimaniidae
Product: F-box only protein 41-like
Molecular function (GO): protein binding
Source: RefSeq, a predicted model, not a curated record
AUGGACGACAUGUCAGUAUUAUUAGAACUACCUUAUAGAUGCCCUCGAUGUGGGGAAACCAGAAGAUUUCCCAGCCUCUCUGCAUUAAAGUCCCAUUUAGAGUUUGAACACACCUACCCAGCACCUGACAUUUUUUCACCGAACAGUUCUUUUGGAAUGCCAAGAACUCAUAAGUCUGCCUUUCGUCCAUGGGAAAAGUUUAGUGCAGAGGCCAAGGAACUGGAGCGACAGCUUGCACAUGCCAAAGAGUCAGAAAGAAGGCAUAAACGAGACAGGGAUUUGUAUUCUCCGGCACAUACGAUUGACGAUUUUCGACGUAGUAGUUUGGAUGAUUCCCUGAGGCCGUCCAGCAGGAGAAGUCUUCAUGAGCGGCGUCGAUCGGAGGAACUAUACGACUCAUACCCAAAAAAUGACAGACAUGCCGAGAAUAAAUAUCUCGAUGAGAUUGAACGGUUGCGUAGUGAACUGAAGAGCAAAGAUAAAGCAUUGGACACCGCCCAUGAGGAAUUACAGAAAUUAACGCUUGAGAAACGAAAAUUACAGAACGAUGUCUUGAUAUUGAAUCGGCAAAUAGAUGACAGUGUGCAACACUUAGCAAAUACGAAGCAGCGUCUUGACGAAAAAGAAAAAGAACUCAAGGAAAGGGAACGUGCAAAUGAGUUCAUGAACAGCUUUUUAAAGGCGACUGCUGAAAAAGAAGCAUCUGCCAAGGAGCAGUUAAAGAGCUAUAUAGAGUCGUUAGCCGAUCGAGCAGAAAAAGCCGAAAGUGAAGUGAUGACAUUUAAAAGUCCACUGUCCACAUUAAAUAGAACGUCCAAUCUUUCUAGAGCUAGUAGUGUUAAUAGGAAUUUACCUGAUUUACAGAGGACUAGUCCUGUUUCUAUUUUGAAAUCUAACAGUACUGCCAACAGACCACAAAGUGCCCCCAAUCCAGAGACUCAUAUUCCUUAUAGGCCAAUUACUGCCCAGAGCCUGCCAGCCACUUCACUGCCAAACCGCCGACACACGGUAGGAAUAACACCACAGCAGUUUCAAAGCAUGCGACCACAGUUACAGUUUGCUCCAAAUACCAACGCUGUACAGACUGCCCCUCAAUAUGCCACUACCACCACAAACCGGCGACAUACAGUAGGUAUCACCCCUCAGCAUGUUCAUGGAAUCUUCCAACAGCCUUCUUAUCCAAUCACAGCUGUUCAUUCCACCCCUGAUUUGCAUAGCAUAUCUGCACCCACCAAUCAUCAGCAGAUGCUACAACUAUUGCAUCAUCCUACCUCAUCAUCCAGGACUAGUAAACAUAAUAGAAAAAAUAUUCACUAUGCUGAUUCUGGUAUUAGCAGCAAUGGAUCCAGUCACAACAGUUGGGACAUUGCUGGAAUGCCUCGAAGGGGUUACUUUCUGUCACAGAAGUCAGAAAUGCAACCAUCACAUGCUAACCAGAAUGGCUAUACCCCAGGGAAAGUUCAAGCCCUAGAAUCAGUUGACCCGUAUGCACACAGUGUGAGUCCAGUACAAAAUGGAAUGAGCCCACCACCAAAUUUAUACAUGAACGGGUUCAUGGAUCCAGAUGUGGAGGACGACAUUGGUCUGGAUAUGAUGGAAGAGGCGUACAACGAAAUAUCGCGGAAGAAAGCACAAUUAAAUGCCAAACAAAAACUGAUGAAAAAUGAAAGAGAUCGUUUACAGAGAUUGAAUGGCUAUCAGGAUGACAAGGAUGAUAUUGUAACUAGUGAUACCAUUACCAUGACAACAGAUGAAGAUUCUGAUAUGGAUGAUGCUGCUAGUCAAGGUGAACUACCUCAAGAUUUAGUGAAACAGAAAGAACAAGCCUUUAACUCUGAUAGAAGGAAGCGAUACCGCAGCGCAUUAUUUUGUAUAUUUUCGUAUUUAGAGACUAAAACUUUACUGAAAGUUGGUUUAGUGAGUCGUGAUUGGUUACAAGUCAGUCGACAUCCAGCAUUGUGGAAAAAAGUAAAACUAUCAAAUCAUCGAAUAAGUUCUAAAUUUCUUCAGACUAUUUCUAAAUGGUGCACAGAAACAGUAUAUUUAUCUUUAGAAGGGCUGAGGGGAAGAAAAAUGAGGGCCAAUGAAACCACCCAAGAUUACCUAAAUUCUACCAGGGGAUGUCUGGAAUCUGGUUUAGAGUAUUUAAUCAAGGCAUCAGAACACAUGCUGAUAACAUUGAGAAUUGCUGAUUGCAGUAAUAUCCUCACAGACAGGGCAUUAUGGUUAUGUAGUUGUCAUUGUAAAACUCUGCAGAACAUUAUGUAUAUCAGUGAAUUUGAUCCUGUUGGUCAUGAAGUGAUAUGGGCACUUGGCGCUGGAUGUAGAAAUGUUGUCUCAUUACAAAUACCUCCAAUGCAUCCAUGUCAAAAGCCGCAUAAGUUCAAUAAUCGGUGCAUGCAGAUGGUUGGUAGGUGUUGGCCGUUGUUAAGAGCACUCAGUAUUGGUGGUAUUGAUGUGGAUGAGAAGGGAUUAGUGUCAAUCACUAAGAAUUGUGCUAGAUUACAGCUGUUAGAAAUGGACCAUAUGCUUGAGAUUACUGAAGAAAUUGCAAUAUCCAUGUGUCGCAAUGGACUGAGGGCAAUAGAAAGACUGAUAUUCACAGCUACACCUGUGACACCAAAGGCACUGCUACAGUUUAAUAGUUCAUGUCCACAGUUGAUAGCACUGACUAUCAAUAUUGGAAUCUCAGACUAUUUUGCUGAUACAAAGAAACCAUCUAAUAUUGAGACAUACAAUACAAUCAUUGGCAAACUACAGUCAUCAGGACUAUACUACACUAAACACAAUCCAUGGUUUUCGUCAUCUAAAUUCUGGGACCUUGUGUAA